AUGUACUGCAGACCGAAAAGGAGCAUUCUAAUAGCUAUUGUUUUGAACAAGCAAUUGAUCGUUUCUUGCCUAUCGAAAAUCUCCUUGCGUACAGCGAGUACUACUACCGCAGAUGGAACUUUAAAACCUGACAAACAAACGCAUCAUGAAUCUCCAAAUCAGCAAGUCAAUACAGGAAUACUUCUGUUAAACAUGGGCGGACCCGAAACAACAGAUGAUGUAUACGAUUUUCUGAAUCGUCUUUUCUCUGACAGAGACAUCAUUCCAUUACCAGCACAAAAAACCUUAGGUCCGUUGAUUGCUCGUCGUCGGACACCAAGUAUUCAAGAACAGUAUGCCAAGAUUGGUGGUGGAUCCCCAAUUAAAAUGUGGACAGAAAAGCAAGGCGAAGGAAUGGUGAAAAUACUCGAUCAGAUAUCUCCAUCAACAGCACCGCAUAAAUAUUAUGUUGGUUUUCGUUAUGUUAAACCAUUAACUGAAAUGGCAUUGGAUGCCAUUGAAAAAGAUCGCCCUCGACGCGUAGUGGCUUUUACACAAUAUCCUCAAUACAGUUGUUCAACAACGGGCAGUAGUUUAAAUGCUAUUGCUCGAUAUUACAAUUCCAAGACGAAGAGCUCGAAAACAGAUCUAAAUAGUUCUACUUCUUCUGCUACUCAAUCGCCAUACAACAAUCCAGAAUGGAGUGUGAUUGACCGUUGGCAAACACAUCCCGGUUUUAUUCAAGCAUUCGUUGAAAAUAUCAAAAGCGAAUUGAAUAAAUUUCCAGCAGAUAUUCGAAAUGAUGUUGUUAUUCUAUUUUCAGCGCACUCAUUACCAAUGAGCGUAGUUAAUCGCGGCGAUCCAUAUCCAGCUGAAGUUGCUGCCACUGUCCAAGCAGUAAUGGAAUCCCUCAAUUUUUCCAAUCCAUACCGACUUGUUUGGCAAUCUAAAGUUGGGCCCAGUGCUUGGCUCGGCUGUGCAACAGAUGAUGCCAUUAAAGGCUUAGCAAAGAAUAAUCGUCGACAUAUCCUUCUCGUUCCCAUAGCAUUUACAAGUGAUCAUAUAGAAACUUUACAUGAAUUGGACAUCGAAUAUUCUCAACAUCUUGCUACGAGUGUCGGUGUUGAAAUGAUUCGUCGGUGUUCGUCAUUGAAUGACAGUCCUCUCUUUAUCAAAGCUAUGGCAGAUAUUGUUCAUAAACAUUUGCACAGUCAGCGUCGUCAUACAAACCAGUUACCACUUCGGUGUCCCGGUUGUGUCAAUGCUUCGUGUGAACAGAUGCGCAAAUUUUUCUGUCCGUCAUCUUAA
Adineta ricciae is the source of this 1287-nucleotide messenger RNA. NCBI's taxonomy places the organism in Eukaryota, Metazoa, Rotifera, Eurotatoria, Adinetida, Adinetidae. The record is from the annotation of a GenBank genome assembly.